AUGUCCACGGCCAUUAUCGUUUCGUUUCGGCUUCCGUCUCAACUGAAUUUAAUGUGCAGGAAUGCAGCUGCGCUCCAGUCAGUGUCCAAUUUUGGUGAUGGCAGUGAUGCCGGAGAUGUGAGAGCAGCGAAUGUGUGCAUGAGGAUGUUUGAGGACGGACCUCCGCCGUUGCCUCGGAGGGCCUCCACCGAGUCGAGCUCCGAUACAGCUGCAGUUGCUGAUUUGGACGACGAAAAUCGGCUCACUGCCGUAGCAGAUGAAGACGGCGGGGAAAUUGCUGGAAACCUGCGCAUGACGUUUUUCAGUGAACAGGACCUUUCACUUCGCGAAUUCGUCGAUGUGGAUGCCCAGCAGCAGCAGCAGCAGCCGUUAUGCCUCGAUCUUUCAGAAUCAGUUGCGGUUGAGGGGGAGAGCCGCCAAGCGACAGGCGGUGGCGGUGAUAUUUUGGAUGCAAGUAUAGUAGGAGCAGAUGAAGCUGUUCAGGGGAGCGCUGAUGCAUUGAGCGUGGAGGGUACUGCACCGGCAAAUGGCUCGGAAAGAUGCGAGAAGGAGGAGGAGGACGAAUUCGGCGACUUCGAAGAAUGCGUUGCAAUAGAGCGAAAUGCAAACAGCAGUUGGGCAAAUUUCGAAACAGUUGGCAUUGAAAAGCACAUUACAUCAGGUGAUCAAUCGAGCCCUUUAAAGGAAGAAUUGGCUGAGCUCAGAUUACCCAGCUUGGAAGCAAACAGCAGCGGCAGCAGCACCGAGUCAGCUCUAGCUAAUUGCUUUGUCAGUGACCAGCUCUGGGUAAAUGAUAGUGAUCGUGGUGAUGUGAUCGAAGAAAACGAUGAACAAGCAUUCUCGGGUGCCGGAAUAUAUGAAUCUCUGAAUGGAACUGAAAAAACUAACAGCAGCAAUGCCGGGCCUGACAAACUGGUAUGGCUGGCAGUGAGUAUCAUUGAAGAAGCUCUAGCAUUAAAGCUACAGUGGCAGGAAUCGACGGUCCGAAAAGACUUUUUAGAGUCACUAAAUAUCGAUGCGAAUCGGGUUGGUUUUCUUCUUUCUGUUAUGCUUCUGUUGAAUUUUUCUUCGGAUUAG
Molecule: messenger RNA, 1077 nt
Organism: Gongylonema pulchrum
Lineage: Eukaryota; Metazoa; Nematoda; Chromadorea; Rhabditida; Gongylonematidae
Source: the annotation of a GenBank genome assembly